Messenger RNA from Epinephelus lanceolatus (giant grouper), 4152 nucleotides. RefSeq names its product Bardet-Biedl syndrome 9 (gene bbs9). Gene Ontology annotation, cellular component: BBSome; membrane. Gene Ontology annotation, biological process: cilium assembly. NCBI's taxonomy places the organism in Eukaryota, Metazoa, Chordata, Actinopteri, Perciformes, Serranidae. The record is from RefSeq and is a predicted model, not a curated record.
UGCCAUGACAACAGGACGAUGGCUGCAAGCAGAAGAUGAGAAAUGUGAUUUUUGUGUGAAGAGGAGUCACAGACCUUCAUCUCUAACGGACCGGCUCGUGUGUGUGAAGAGGCAGCAUGUCUCUGUUCAAGGCCCGUGAUUGGUGGUCGGCAGCGCUUGGCGAGGGCGAGGAGUUUGACCAGGGAUGCCUGUGUGUCGGAGACGUGGACAACAGUGGCAGCGGACAUGAUAAGGUGGUGGUGGGCAGCUACAUGGGAAUGCUGCGGAUCUUCUCCCCACACACCAAUAAGUCCAGUGAGGGAGGAGUGGCUGACGCCCAGCUGCUGGAGGUCCAGCUUCAAAAUGCCAUCAUCCAGGUGGAAGUGGGCAAGUUUGUCUCGUGUUCAGAGCUUCUUCAUCUGGCUGUUCUUCACCCCAGGAAGCUGUCAGUCUACUCUGUGUCAGGCACUGCAGGGAAUGUGGAGCAUGGUGACCAGUACCAGCUGAAGUUGGUUUAUGAGCACAACCUGCAGAGAACAGCCUGCAACAUGACCUACGGCACCUUUGGAGGAGUCACAGGUCACCACUCCCUGUGCAUCCAGUCCAUGGACGGGAUGCUGAUGUUCUUCGAGCAGGACAGCUACUCCUUCGGCAGGUUCCUGCCUGGUUUCUUGCUGCCGGGCCCGCUGGUCUACAACCCCAGAACAGACAGCUUCCUCACUGUGUCCUCUGCACGCCAGCUGGAGAGCUACAAGUACGAGACUCUGGCCGUGGCUACAGAGGCAGAGAGUCAACAGGAUCCUGACCUGCCCCUCAAGACUGGAGGCAAGAGGCUGACGCCUGACUGGACCUUUAUCCUGGGAGAACAGGCCCUGGAUCUCUGUGUGCCCUCCUUCUCCCACUCCUCCUCCUCCAUCUUCGUCCUGGGCGAGAGGAACCUCUACUGUCUCCGUGACAAUGGCCAGAUCCGCUUCAUGAAGAAGCUGGAGUUCAACCCCAGCUGCUUCCUGCCCUACGCCUCAGUGACGGAUGGUACGACCAACCUGUUGCUAGGCAACCACACCAACAUGCUGCUGGUGUACCAGGAUGUGACUCUGAAGUGGGCCGCCCAGCUCUCCUUUGUGCCCGUGGCCAUUCGCGUCGCCAACUUUCUGGAGAUUAAAGGAGUCGUGGUCAGCCUGAGCUCAGACGGUCACCUCCUGUGCUCCUACAUGGGGACGGACCCCUCCUUCUUCUCCACGCCCAAGGUGGAUGCCAGAGAGGCUGACUAUGAGCAGGUGGAUGCUGAGAUGAAGAAGCUGCAGAAGUUCAUCAGAGAGGCCACAAGGACUCAGGACAUCCUGCCUAAAGCUGAGGCUGAGGAGGACCUGAUUGUUACAGUUGCUGUGUCCUCCAGCAUGGACAACCCAUCGCAAGCUCUGAUCCAAGAUAUUGACGGCCUGCCUGUUCCUUCAGUAACCGUACAGGUGAAGGUGAAGGCCCGUUGUGUUGUACAAGCCUCUAAGCUGACCGUCGGCAUCCAGCCUCCUCUGGCCGUCGCUCAGGAGCAGUUUGUCCUGGAGCCCAUGGGUGUUGGUUCCUCCACAGUUGUGGCAUUUUCGGCUUUCCUCAACGGCCGCUACCCCGCCGCUGACCUGACCGGAGACGUCACCGUGUCCUACAGCUCGCCCACAGAGCUGAAUCCCAAAGGAGUUCCCAGGGUUCUCCAGUCCAGGUUCAGUCUUCCUCUGGCGUUGGUGUGUGUUCCCUCCUCUCCCGCCAAAACCACCAAGUUUAAGAUCACCGUGGACACCAACCAGCCACCUGUCAACCUCAGCGCCAUCUUCCCAGAGUUUUCAGCUAAAUCAGAAGAUAAGGAUGGGAACAGUUUGGCUUUCCAGUUCCUGUCAGGAGCCAAAGUUACUGUGCAGGCCUCCAAGACCUCCCAGCGUUACCGUAUCCAGAGCGACCACUUUGAGGACAUGUGGCUGGUGGUGAAGGAACUGGUUCAGAGAUUCGACCAGCAUUUCUCCAAACUGGGAGUCAAAGACUUCAAGAAAAGCUUCAGUGGACCGCUCCCGCUGCAGGAGUACUUCCUGUCUGUGGACAACCACUUCCAGCUGCGUGUCAGUGCUCAGCAGUACCAGGAUCUGCUGUCAGAGCGGGCCGUCCAGUUCAGAGCCAUCCAGCGCCGCCUACUGACUCGAUUCAAAGACAAAACCCCGGCACCUCUGCAGAACCUGGACACGCUGCUGGACGCCACCUACAGUCAGGUGAUAGCACUGGCGGAGGCUGCGGAGGAGAACCGGGCACUGCUGGAGGAGGCGUUUGUCCGUCUGCGGAGUGCCACACACCUGCUGGUGCUGCUGCUGUCGCUGUGGCAGGGCCUGACCCCCGACCAGACGGCCAUCCUGGAGGCCACACUGUUGCCGCUGCUGCAGGACACACCACAGCUGGGCUGGGAGGAGAGCUGCGACGCCGCCGUCUCCCACCUCCUGCGGAGCUGCCUGUCGCGGAGCCCCAAGGACCAGGCCACGUCUCUGGCCCAGGCAGGAGGCCCCAUGCUGGGCCUGCCCAGCGACACCGCCCGCCUCAAGAAGCACAUCACCCUGAUGUGUGACCGCAUCGGCAAAGGAGGCCGUCUCACGCUGGCCUCUGAGGCCAACGUCCAAGUCCCUGUCCAGAUCCAGAACCUGGCUGCUCCCGGAGGUGUUGAGCCCAUCGCAGAGGUGGCUGGUGACGGAGAGGAGCUGGAACUUCCACCCGAGACGACCAAGUUCAUCAAGAAGAAACAGCCGUCUAAGAAAGUCAAGAAAGAUAAGGAGAAGAAGGAGGUGUCCAAGGAGUCGUCAGAGGCCAGCGUGAGGGAAGAAGUGGGAGGCGCAGAGCAGCCCGUCAAGGAGGCGAAAAAGGAGAAGAAGGAGUCAUCUAAAGAGAAGAGGGAGUCGAAGAAGGAUUCAAGCAAAGAGCCCAAAGAGGAGGCGAAAAAGGAGUCCAAGAAGGAAUCAUCCUCCUCCAAGGAGAAGAAGGAGUCGUCAAAGGAGAAGAAGGAGAAGGACAAAGACAAGGAAGGGAAGGAGGCCAGCAAAGAGUCAGGGGACAAGAAGGUGUCCAGAAAGUCGUCAGUAAAGGUGAAAGAGAAGAAGAAGGAGCCAGAAGCAGGAGAGGGCUGACAGGAGCCGUGACGAUAUGCACACAGACACGUACACAAACACGACAGACAUGUCACACACACACACAUAUAAAUAUACACACAUGUGUAUACACAGUGUCCAUGUAAACGUAUACAAGACGGCAUAACUCUGCACCGCACACAUCCACAUAUGCAGCCCUGAAAUAUAUUUACAUGUAAAUAUACUCUGUCAAGGCCACAUGUGUCAGUAGCAAACAGUUUCCUCCCAGACACAUAUUUACAUCGUCUAGUAAUAACUGAUCCUCACACACACACACACACACACACAGUGUCUCUGGCCUGCUGCUGCUGAACCACACCACAUCCAGUAGUUUCGUUCUGUGCGCGCUGGGCAGCUGUGGUGAGGUCUGAGAGCGAGGAGAGUGAGGACGAAGGCGGAAUCCUCCUCCUCUCCUCAGACAUUUCGCUGACUCUCCUUCCUCCUCCUCCUCCUCCUCCUCCUCCUCCUCCUCCUCCUCGUCCUCUUCGUCUGGCCUCAGCAGCAGUUGAACCCGCAGCCCUGCGCCUCCCUAAUCCCAGUCAGGCCCCAAACCACCCCCCGCCCACGCACGCUUCUGGAUGUGACGUCAGACCCGCCCUGUCGCCCCCUCGCGUGGCACCGGGCCUCACCAGAGCCUCCCCCGCCUCGCCACUAAGAAUAAAAUGGCCUGCUGCGUCCAGCAGCGCGGCUGCUUCCGGGUAAAUCAAGGCCACAUCCUGCAGCCGCCGCCGCCGCCGCCUCCGCCCCUUCUGAUCUCUGCCAGUCAGCUUUGUUUUUUAAAUCUGGGACACUCAAGGACACGCGGCUGCUGAUGGACGCAUACUUGGUGCUGCGGGGUCGAACCUGAGACUGUUUUUAUACGUCUGAAACCAACGGGGUGUUUUCUGGAAAAAGCAGGGUGGUAAUCAGGAGGAGAGCCUGCGGGGCCACUGCAACACCCGAGGCUGCUCCUGCUCAUCUGCAACGAUGUCGUGAAGCGGAGGCGCUCUGAGGCGCUCUGAGGCGCUCUGAGGAGCUCUGA